Lodderomyces theae is the source of this 336-nucleotide messenger RNA. It is a transcript of the gene SMD2, whose product is annotated as mRNA splicing protein. Gene Ontology annotation, biological process: RNA splicing; spliceosomal snRNP assembly. Bases 1 to 336 code for a protein of 111 amino acids. The record is from RefSeq and is a predicted model, not a curated record. The transcript has 2 exons. Gene Ontology annotation, cellular component: U5 snRNP; U4/U6 x U5 tri-snRNP complex; U1 snRNP. Lineage: Eukaryota; Fungi; Ascomycota; Pichiomycetes; Serinales; Debaryomycetaceae. Gene Ontology annotation, molecular function: RNA binding.
AUGAGUGAAUUCAUAGACCGUCCACGAUCAGAAUUAACCGAACUCGAACUUGCCAAACUAGAAGAGUUUGAGUUCUUGCACGGGCCCAUGUCGCUCAUAAACCAAGCGCAGAAACAAGAUACUCCGGUGAUAAUAUCGUGCCGAAACAAUCAUAAAUUAGUGGGUAAGAUUCGAGCUUUCGAUAGGCAUUGUAAUUUGGUGUUGGAGAAUGUUAAGGAGUUGUGGACCGAGACUGUGAAGAAUGAGUUUAACCAGACAAAGAGCGUUUCAAGAGAGAGGUUUAUAAGUAAGAUGUUUUUGAGAGGGGACUCAGUUAUUAUAAUAUUGAAAGCGUAG